Molecule: messenger RNA, 1142 nt
Organism: Musca domestica (house fly)
Lineage: Eukaryota; Metazoa; Arthropoda; Insecta; Diptera; Muscidae
Gene: Dhdds
Product: dehydrodolichyl diphosphate synthase complex subunit DHDDS
Exons: 2
Coding region: 96-995 (299 amino acids)
Biological process (GO): polyprenol biosynthetic process
Cellular component (GO): dehydrodolichyl diphosphate synthase complex; endoplasmic reticulum
Molecular function (GO): ditrans,polycis-polyprenyl diphosphate synthase [(2E,6E)-farnesyl diphosphate specific] activity
Source: RefSeq, a predicted model, not a curated record
AUGAUUUGUCAACUCUAAUCCAUUCUAUUUGUCACGAGAAGAGAACAUUUUUUAUAAGUUCAGGUAACGAAUGCUGGAAUUAAGAACCAAAGACUAUGAGUUGGGUGUCGGAUUAUAAAUAUACAUGGCUUCAAACACUGGCUAUGAAUGUAAUAAAACAUGGAUAUCGGUUACCACGUCACAUUGCAUUUGUGAUGGACGGCAAUCGUCGAUAUGCAAAUUCACAACAUAUUCGUAAGAUCGAAGGUCACUCUAAAGGAUUUGAUAAGUUAGCAGAUUGUUUACGUUGGUGUCUUGAUAUUGGCAUUCGGGAAGUUACCACUUUUGCUUUUAGUAUAGAAAAUUUUAAACGAUCCGAGGAGGAAGUCACCGGCCUUUUGGACUUGGCUCGAGAAAAGUUCUCAAAACUUUUACUGGAAGGUCCAAAACUUAAGGAGCAUGGAGUACGGAUUAGGGUCAUUGGGAAUAUCUCACUUUUACCAGAUGAUCUACAAAAGCUAAUAUCACAAACAAUGUUGGAAACCGAGACUAAUGACAAGUUAUUCUUAAAUGUUGCAUUUUCCUAUACUUCUCGCGACGAAAUUACGCAUUCCAUAGAGGAGAUUCUCCGUCAUGGCGAUGGAAUGCACGAAGAUGAUAUAAGUGAGCGUCUAAUGGACGAAUGCCUGUACAGCCGACAUUCACCUCCACCAGAUCUACUGUUUCGAACUUCUGGUGAAACUAGAAUUAGCGAUUUCUUGAUGUGGCAGCUGAGUUCGACAGUUUUGUACUUUACCAAAAUCCUUUGGCCAGAAAUUACAAUAUGGAACUUUUUAGCUGGAAUAUUUACUUACCAACGAGACAGUCUACAUAUGAGCUCCUUUAAAACACAAGAACGACUAAAGCGGGCUGCAGUAUCGAGAAAUUCAAAUUUUUAUGCUGAACACGUUCAAAACUUUUUACAUCGCCUAGAUAUAUACAGAAGAGAUAUACUUUUGAAAUGGUCCUAUUUGUGAUAUACUCCGCAUUGAAAAUUUGUACAUUUGUAUUUUUUUCUAAUGAAUUGAUAAUACUGUGAAAAUUUGGUUUCUAUUUGACAUAAUGUAGCGCCAUUACAUGUAUCUACAUUCCGCAAUAAAUGCCUAAUUAUCAAAUUUGGUAAA